UCUGGGGUUGGUGGCAUGGAAUUGGAUGGGGGCCUGGGAUUGUGUAUCCCUCACUCUGCGUCAAAGAGGAAGGAUUUGAGGGUGCAUUUUCUCACGUAUGGGUGGUGAUGAAACAGACUCGUUUCUCUGUUGUCCCUCCGAGGGUCGACUUUUCGCGAGUUUGGGCAAGCAGACGGAACGAGGCGGAAGUGGAAUGUGGAUGGUAUGAUUUUUGGAGCAACAGAAUGGCAGGAAAUGACGACUAGAGAUGGUGUCGUGGUCAAUGUACUAGGGUUGUUCGUUGGUAGCUUAUGGGCUCGUUGAGCAAAAGAUGGGAAAAGGAAGCGGGGCCUGGAACAUGGAUUGAAAGAAGCAGUGGCAGUGAUAUUGUGACGUAACGAAGAAUCCCUCUGUCCUUCUUCUUCCUGUGGCAAAUGCCGCUGCGCUCAGCGGGUGCUAGUGCAGUCCGGAAAGAGUCUUCUCGAUGGAAGUUGUGGGCAAGGAGGUUGCAGGCAACGAUAUGAACAUCUGCUUCCAGUGUGGACUUGUUUGCGAGAACAGCGUGUCGUACUGUCACAGUUGUUACGAGCAACGCUCUGAGAGCGAUUUCCGGAACGAGCAGAGGUGGAGAAAUGCGGAAAGUGAUUUACAGGUCGUAGAGGCAAAUCUGCAGAAAGAAAGGUCCCUCACUCAGAGACUUGAGGCCACACUCGCCUCGUACCGGGAAAUGCUUCUGCAAGGAAUUCAUGCUGACGUUACCAUCGAAACUGGAGACACCGAUAAAACUCCUGCACAUCGCGCUAUUUUGGCAAGCAGGUCUCCUGUGUUCAAAGCGAUGUUUGAACAUGAGCUGAAAGAGAAGACAUGCGCUGUAAUUCGUGUUGCAGAUGUACCAACCCCAGCCAUGCGUGCUCUUUUGUUGUAUAUUUAUACUGGGGAUCAUGAUACGAAGGCACUGCAAGAGCAUGGUAUGGCUCUCCUUGCAGCUGCUCACAAAUAUGACAUUCCGGAUCUCAAAAGAGUUUGUGAAACUGCCGUUGCAAGUAUGGUUCUACCUUUCAAUGCAUUGGAAACAUUACAUCAGGCACGAUUGUACGAUGCCAACUGGGUAAAAAAGGCAUGUGUCGAGUGCAUCGCUCGCAAUGUGAAGCAGGUGGCUUUCACAGACGAGCUUCGUAGCCUUAUAUACCGCAACGAAGAUCCAGAAGCAGUUUUGGAAAUCAUACAGAGCAUUGCAAGCGGGCACUAGCUUCGUCGCUCUUCGUCCGUUUCAGUGUACGGUUGUUGGAGUCGCAUAGGAAUACAACACAGUCCCCUUUUGCUCAUCAUGCAAGGGCGAUGCAUUCUGUACCAUACUUCUGAGUGGAAAAUCGAUGUUGAAAGCCACCAAUUUGCCUAAGAAAAAUGAAUGACAUCCAUUCUCUUAGUAGAAAGAGAUUGUCUUCUGGAUCUUCUGGAUUUUUUAAAGAGGUUCUCCCUGUUUUAAUCAGGAGUUCACUUCUCUCUUGACUGAGUACUGGAACUCUUCCACUUUGAGUUUUGUAUGUAGUAUUGAGGUAUAGGGAGGGCCAGAGCGCAUAUAGCCUGAUGUUGAGCUGACUCAGGCAAAUUUAUGUGAGAAGGAGAAACACCUUUUCUGCCCAGACAUCAGCCUUUUGUCGAAGACAGUUGUAAUGACGCUGAAUCUGAGCAUUAAGAAUGAAAGCAACAAAUGCGUGGAAAGCCGUCGGCGGUAUCCUGUCUGCGUCAUACGAUUUAUUCCGCAAAACUG
Marchantia polymorpha subsp. ruderalis is the source of this 1750-nucleotide messenger RNA. NCBI's taxonomy places the organism in Eukaryota, Viridiplantae, Streptophyta, Marchantiopsida, Marchantiales, Marchantiaceae. The record is from the annotation of a GenBank genome assembly.